Drosophila nasuta is the source of this 1081-nucleotide messenger RNA. RefSeq names its product cyclin H (gene CycH). The transcript is spliced from 5 exons. The coding region runs from base 62 to 1039 and encodes 325 amino acids. Gene Ontology annotation, cellular component: transcription factor TFIIK complex. Gene Ontology annotation, biological process: regulation of transcription by RNA polymerase II; DNA-templated transcription. The record is from RefSeq and is a predicted model, not a curated record. Gene Ontology annotation, molecular function: cyclin-dependent protein serine/threonine kinase regulator activity. Lineage: Eukaryota; Metazoa; Arthropoda; Insecta; Diptera; Drosophilidae.
GCGGUCACACUGUCGGCGACAGCACAGUUUACAAAUUGUGGACAAAGCAAAGGAUGCUAUAAUGUAUCCACUUAGUUCGCAAAGACGUUCCUGGACAUUUGCCAAUGAAGAACAGUUGCGCGUAUUUCGCGUCGAACAAAACACCAAGUACAUAGAGGAGCACGAAGCUGAGGCUCCAUCAACUGGCAAUCUAAACGAUUUCUUUCUGACGCCGGAAGAAGAACGCCUGUUGCUGAAGCAAUAUGAAAUUUACUUGGUGGACUUUUGUCGACGUUUCGAACCCCCAAUGCCAAAAUGUGUGAUUGGCACAGCGUUCCAUUAUUUCAAACGCUUCUACCUCAAUAAUACACCAAUGGACUAUCAUCCCAAGGAGAUAUUAGCCACAUGUGUUUUUGUUGCCUGCAAAGUGGAGGAAUUCAAUGUGUCCAUCAAUCAGUUUGUCAACAACAUUAAAGGCGAUCGCAACAAGGCCACGGACAUUGUGCUCUCCAAUGAAUUACUCUUAAUUGGCCAAUUAAACUAUUAUCUCACUGUGCACAAUCCAUUUCGACCUAUCGAAGGCUUUCUUAUUGAUAUAAAGACACGUAGCAAAAUGAUAAAUCCAGAUCGCUUGCGUCCACAUAUUGAUAGCUUCAUUGACUCCAUAUUCUUCACAGACGCCUGCAUGCUGCACACUCCUUCGCAGAUUGGUCUUGCUUCCAUUCUGCAUGCUGCCAGCAAGGAACAGGAAAAUCUGGACAGUUAUGUGACCGAUUUACUCUUUGUCUCUGCGCCAGAGAGACUCCGAGGUCUCAUUGAAGCUGUGCGCAAAAUUCGUAUGCUGGUCAAGAAUUAUGAACCACCGGAUCGGGAGGCAGUCAAAGCAAUUGAAAAGAAGUUGGACAAGUGCCGCAAUCAAAACAAUAAUCCCGAUAGUGAACUGUACAAGGAACGAUUGCGUCGCCUAUACACCGAUGAGGAUGACAUGCCGGCUGAAGAUGCUUCAUUUCACAUUGCCAAUGUCAGCUCAGAUACUUCAGCUAUGAAUAUAAGUCAGUGAAAUGCCGAUUGAUACAAAAAUAAAGAAAUAUAUGAAUUUAAA